CGGAGGGGAUGAGUGAAGAGUUUUGGCCAACCCUCUUCGGGCUUAUUCGGCGACGUUUGACGUCACGUGAGCCUCCCGUGUCCGUUCCAUCUGAGCUCGACGACGGCUUCACAACACAACACACACACAACCGUGCCCGUGACUUGGAGCCGCCGGAUGCAAAUGAGAAAGUACAGACAGAAGGAGGAAACGACCCCCUCCCACCGCCACUCGGGUACCUCCUCCCACUUCCACGCGACGGACAAGUGAGCGCGAGCCCACAGAAGAGAAACAUCAAGUUGUCAUUUGAACGACAACAUCGACACGCUGUCGUCGAUUUCUCUCUUUUUUUGUAAACAUCGAUCCAUACAUUCUUUUGAGGACUUUUCACCAGCUCCAGUGCUCCAUUUGUCAAACAACUGGAUUUCAUUUUUUGUUUGUUUUGGGUUGCAAUUUCACGCAUUGCAUUGUUCUCCCCUCUUCACCAGUCAUUUUCGUGAGCUUUUCCACUCAGCUGAUCCUCCCACACUGCACUGAGAAGAACGAUUUUGAUCCCCCCCAGAGGAGUGCAAUGGAAUACUUCGAGGCAAACAGCCCUGCAAGGAAAUAAAGGGAGCUUUCUGGCUAUCUUAUCACGUGAAAAAAGUCAUCCAAACUGGUUUUGUUACCUCCUGUGGUCAGCUCUUCUCGGCCCUCCCAUAUACAUCCCCCUCCCACCGCCCACCUUCACCUCACAGGUGUCUCUCCGAGACUCCCCCCACCCUCCUGCCCUCUGGCCCAGGAUGUCCAGGCAGCUCACCCAGCUCCCUACACCGGACCUGCCCGCAGGCGCGAGCCCACAGUUUGGAAGUUGCACCCAGCCUGGGGGCUCCCUCACAGGGGGGCACCUCAACUCCAUGGCGGGACUCAAAUCCCUCCUGCAGCACCCCAUGAAGGGGGACCAGCGCUUGAGAAGCCCCUGUGAUCUCAAAGACAAAGAGCGAUCUAUGGACCUCGAUGAAGACUCUAUGGGCGUGUGCUCCAUGAAGAACACAUCUGGAAUAGGCGGCGGCGGCAGUAGCAAUGGAUGCAAUGGAGGAAGUACCGGUGGUAAUGGAGGGGGCAAUUUCAACCAGUUCUUGGGCCCUCUCUUAUGGGAUCGCACCCUGCCAGCGGAUGGGGGCCUCUUCCAGCUGCAGUACAUGGACUUGGAGGAGUUUCUGACUGAAAACGGAAUGGGCAGCAUGCACAGCAACAACAGCUCCAGUUCGGCCCAGAUCCCCUCGCAGAGCUCCCAGUCCGCAGUGCCCAACCAGAGCUCCCAGUGCCUACCGCCCCCAUCUCCGCCUUGCUCCUCGUCCUCGUCGCCCUCAUCCUCGUCCUCCCCGUCCCUGCUCGGUUUGGAGGUGGCGCAGCCUCAAAGCCUCACCGGAGGAAACGACUGUCUUCACGGGAGCCAGACGAGUAUGAACGACUCCUGCGAGUCGCCAUCAUCCUUGUCCUCCUCACCGUCGUCGUCCUCGUGCCCACCCUUGCUGACGCCCACGGGCAGCGGGCCGGACGUGGUGGGAAUUUUCGACAUGGAUCCAUCGGACAUCGUUUUGUCCAAUGGCCCCGGCCAGCAGAACUUUGACCCCAGGCAGACUUUCAGCGAAGAGGAGCUCAAGCCGCAGCCAAUGGUGAAGAAGGCACGCAAGAUCCUGGUGCCUGAUAACAUGAAGGACGAGAAGUAUUGGAGCAGAAGAUACAAGAACAACGAAGCGGCAAAGCGCUCCCGAGACGCGCGCCGGCUCAAGGAGAACCAAAUAUCGGUGCGCGCCGCCUACCUGGAGCGAGAGAAUGCCGCCCUGCGACAGGAAGUGGCCGAGAUGCGCAAGGAACUGGGUCGGUGCCGCAACAUCCUGAGCAAAUAUGAGAACCGUCUGUCUGACCAGUGAUCAAGGAGGAGGACGAGGAGGAUGAGGACUGAAAUAAGCUGGAUUCCUUUUUAAGACUUUGGAUUUUUAGGAUGACAGGAUGGAAAAGUCUGGAAUCAUGAUGAUGAUAAUGAUUAUGAUGAUGAUGAUGAUGAUGAAUGUAUCAGGAGGAGGAGGAACGAGUGCGUACUGCAGCUCAGGUGUCUUGUUUUUGUUGAGCGCUUUAAAAGCGACGGACGGAGAGAAUAAUUUAACAGAUGUGACUUUUAAGGGUUUUGCUAUUGGAGAAUUGUAUAUUUUUAUAAUACUUCAGAAAACAUUUAGAAGGAGAGUAGAAAUUUGGAGAACAAUUUUGUAUAUUUUCUACGUGACUAGAGAUUGGGGAAACACUAUCUUUUUAUCGCAGACGAGUCAGGUGUAACGGGGGUCAGCCAUUGAUGGGUCUAUUCAGUUUUGGGACUCUUUUAUUAAUGUCAGGACGCUGCGGCGAGGGCGAAGACGCGUGUAACAAUUGUAAUAUAGAGAGCAAAAAUGAUCUUCACGUCGUAUAGUUCAACAUUUUUGUGGAUUUUACUUAUGCAUUGAAGCAACGCAAGCACUUAUGUUUUCUUUUAUUUACCCCUCCCGCCCCAUCCUCCCUAUUUUAGGGAGAGACCAGCCGAGACGUUUUGUGCAUCUUUUUUUUAAUUUUUAAAAUAGACAAUCCUCUGUAAUUAUAAGCACCUUUACUACCCCAUUUACCACCCGGGCUAAUUCUAUCAGACUGGUACUUCACUAAAUGGGCAUUAGUGGUGAAAGCCUUUGUCUACUUCUACUCCUUUUAUUCCCAUUUCCUUUUCCAACUGUAGUAUGAUGUCAUUCCCCGUAACAUUUUAUUUAUUUUUUUUACUUCGACGGUACUGGACUUUAACACUAAAACAGAUACUGUACUACAUAAUAUUGAUUCAUUAAGCAUCAUUAUUCUUUCAUAGGGUAAGUCAAAUGAGCAUGGGAUUUUCACCCGGCCAAUCAGCAAACAAAGGCAAUUUGACAGAAAACUAGAUGACAUAGAUUUUUGUGAUAACUAUUUUUACAAUUCAAAAUAUUUUUAAAAAGUAGUUUUUAAGGGUGAAACAUUUUUGCAAAGUGCUCCAAUCAUAUUCAAGUUAUCUUUCAAUGACUGUUCUCUAAUGGGUUAUUGACAGGGUAUGUGCUAGUUUAUGCAUAUUGAAAGAGAUAUGUCUCAGAUUUAAAGCCAAAAUCACUUCUAUUGAGCAACGAAGUUGCUUUUUUGUUUUUUUUUCUUAACAAUUCCCCUCGACUUAAUACUGCAUCUAUUAAACUCUCUGUAACAAUGACAUGUUCGGCGGGAUGGCAUGACAACUCGAGAGCGUGAUUGUAAUCCCUGUAAUGAGUGAUCACCAUGACUGCUAUUAUUCUUCUUGUUGAUUAUUAUAAGGAUUAUCCCUGUUAUCGUUGUUAUAUAUUAACGACUGUUUUUCUUCCUUUGGAUGAACAUGAUCCACCUUGAUGCACCUUGAUACAGUGACCACCCCCCCCCCCCCCACCCUGCCCAAAAAACAAGACUAUGACCUUCUCAAUCUGGUAUUCCUCAACAUCGCCCACAGACACUACUGCUACACUUCUGCUUUAAUGGAGUUUCCCAUUGUGUGUGUGUCCCCCCCCCAAAAAACAACAACAACUACAUGCCUUUCUUUACGGGACGACCUCCUCACGAACCCGGUGGACUAUGCACGGCGUCGUCCUUUCGUUGGUUUUCUUUCAGCCUUUGUCACCUCCGUCAAGUGAUAGUUCGCUCUCUCCCAACAGGACUGUUCUUAAAAGCCUCACAGAUGUGCGCUAUAAAUCUUUAGAGUGACUCUAAUUGAACUACAUCUGCACCCUGUGACAUCAGCGGGCUCCUUGGUGUCCAACCCACUAUGUGCCGGUUUUAUGGAUGUAGUUGAGAUUUCCCCAGAAUUACACCAAUAAAAAAUUAUUCUCAUUCACCAA
Phycodurus eques (leafy seadragon) is the source of this 3866-nucleotide messenger RNA. RefSeq names its product D site albumin promoter binding protein b (gene dbpb). Bases 762 to 1895 code for a protein of 377 amino acids. The record is from RefSeq and is a predicted model, not a curated record. The transcript has 5 exons. Gene Ontology annotation, molecular function: DNA-binding transcription factor activity, RNA polymerase II-specific; RNA polymerase II cis-regulatory region sequence-specific DNA binding. NCBI's taxonomy places the organism in Eukaryota, Metazoa, Chordata, Actinopteri, Syngnathiformes, Syngnathidae. Gene Ontology annotation, biological process: regulation of transcription by RNA polymerase II. Gene Ontology annotation, cellular component: nucleus.